Molecule: messenger RNA, 1380 nt
Organism: Myzus persicae (green peach aphid)
Lineage: Eukaryota; Metazoa; Arthropoda; Insecta; Hemiptera; Aphididae
Product: 52 kDa repressor of the inhibitor of the protein kinase-like
Exons: 2
Coding region: 1-1380 (459 amino acids)
Source: RefSeq, a predicted model, not a curated record
AUGAAAAGAACUCAAGCUCAACAAUCAUUAUUGCAUUUUUAUAAAAAAUCUAAACAGUCCACCGAAUCCGUCGAUGAUACAGUUCUAUCUACAUCGAAUGUUUUACAAGAUGAUGACAUUAUGGCAACACUUGAAACAGAAAAAACAGCUCCAAGUCCACCAGUUAUUUCUCCGGUAAUUGAAUCUAGUUUAAAAUGUUUAGAUUCUAAGUUUGAUAUAGGAGGUUAUGUUGAAUGUAAGAAUAAUUUAAGUGACGAAGAGAAAGUUUCAAUUUUGCAAAACGCUGGUAAGGGAUCUCAUGAGAAGUUAGGUAAACUUGUUUUAAAACCCUUGACAAAGCUAAAAGACGCAUUGGAAGACUUUAGAAAUCACGAAAAAAAUGAUUACCAUAAAAAUUCGUUACUUACAGCUGACAACAUAAAAGCAAUUUUAGAAAAAAAACAAGAUAAUAUAUUAGUACAAUUAAAUAGUAAACGAAAAGAUGAAGUUAUAAAAAAUCGCGCAAAACUUAAACCAAUUAUUCAAACAAUUCGGUUAUGUGGUAGACAGCAAAUAGCAUUACGGGGGCACGAGGAUUCUGGUAGAAUUUCUUUAGAAGAACCAAAAAAUAACGAUGGUAAUUUCCGUUGUUUGCUUCGAUAUCGCUCGAAAAAUGGUGACAACGUGUUAAAAGAACAUUUGGAAACUAGUGGUUGUAAAUCUAUGUAUACAAGUCCACUUAUACAAAACGAAAUAAUACAUUUGUUUGGUGAUUUAAUUCAGUCAAAAAUUCUUGAAAGAGUUUCAAAAACUAAUUUUUAUACAAUACUUGCAGACGAAACAACUGAUAUUUCACAAAUUGAACAGUUCUCAUUAUGUAUUCGUUAUGUUGACGAGCAGGUUUUUUCAAUUCGAGAAGAUUUUCUUACAUUCGUUCCGGUAUAUGAUAUAUCUGGUGAAGGUUUGGCUAACACGAUUAAAGAAACAUUAAAAAAAAUUGGUUUUGAUUUGAAUAAAAUGCGAGGUCAGGGUUACGAUGGGGCUGCAGCAAUGCGUGGUCGUUUUAGAGGUGUUCAAGCAAUUAUUAAAGAUAUGUACCCAAAAGCAUUAUACACACAUUGUGUAUCACACUCACUAAAUCUUUGUUUAUCGGAUGCUACAAAAUCUCAAGAUAUUCGAAAUGCUUUUGGUAUAAUAAGUGAAUGCUGUUCUUUUUUUAACAGUUCGGCAAAUCGAACUACCGUCCUCAAAAAUAAAAUAAAAGAAAUUAAACCAAAUUCACAAUCUACAAAAUUGAAAUCUUUAUGUGAAACUCGCUUGGUGUUACGCCAUGAAGCAGUUAUGCUUUUUAAAGAAUUUGUAGAACCCGUUGUAGCUGCAUUAGAAGAAGUGCAAAAUUAA